This is a messenger RNA of Lepisosteus oculatus (spotted gar), 3056 nucleotides long. RefSeq names its product polymerase (DNA directed), lambda (gene poll). Gene Ontology annotation, biological process: double-strand break repair via nonhomologous end joining. The record is from RefSeq and is a predicted model, not a curated record. NCBI's taxonomy places the organism in Eukaryota, Metazoa, Chordata, Actinopteri, Semionotiformes, Lepisosteidae. Gene Ontology annotation, cellular component: nucleus. Gene Ontology annotation, molecular function: DNA binding; DNA-directed DNA polymerase activity.
UGUUAUAUUUAUAACACAAUUAACAACAUCGACGUUUUUUUAUUAUAUUAUUAUAUUAUUUUAGCUGUGUUUUUAAACGACCCGGAACUUCUAUGCUAUUUAAACCUGAAACCUUUAAAGCUCGUUACGCAAAGCGAGGACAGUGAAUGUAUGGAGGCCCGUGGUAUUGUAAAAGCAUUUCGGAAAGUGAAAAGAAUUGGCCAUCAGUUGGAGAAAGAAGAAGAACCCCAGAAUAAGAAGCAACAGAAGGAGCUGGUUACAGGCACAUGGUUAAAUGGUAUAUGUGCUUAUAUCAUCCAAACUGGGAUUGGAAAUGCAAGAGCUACAAUUUUUCAGACACAAAUUGUCCAGAAUGGGGGCCAAGUUGUGGACACCUUUUCCCCCUGUGUCACCCAUGUUAUUGUGGAUGACUCUAUGAAUUAUGAUCGUGCUUUGCGCCUUCUGAAGGUAGACAAGCUUCCCCCUGCAGUACAGCUGGUGAAGUGCUCUUGGCUGAGUCUGUGCAUCACUGAAAAGAAGCUUCUCAACACUGCAGGCUACAGUGUAUUCAUCCCUGACAGAAACCUGGAUUCCAAUCAUGAGCAAGUAAAGGUAAAUUCUCUUAAUGGUAAUGGAUCUGCAUUGGGAAUUCAUGUUCAACAGACAAAUAAUAAGCAGAAGACAGAGAAAGAGGCUACAGUUUCAAAGACUGUCCAGAUAGAGGAGUCUGCAUCACUGAACACAAUUAUUUCCAGUCACAGAGCACAGACUUCAGAUGAUGAUGGGAGUGAUACUGAAGAGGCUGGUGUCUCCCAGAAAGAUCUGGAAGCUCUUCUCACAGGCUGCUACCCCACUACAGAGGAACCCAGCCCCGCACAACCAGACCCUGUCACUGGGAAAUGGGUCUGUGCUCAGUCCUCAAAAGCAAAGAAUGACAAUCACAAUCAGCACAUCACAGACAAGCUGGAAGUUCUGGCCAAGGCUUACACACACCAAGGGGACAAGUGGAGAGCAUUGGGAUACUCCAAAGCCAUCAAUGCCCUCAAGAGCUACCACAAACCUGUCUCUUCAUAUGAGGAGGCUUGUAAGAUACGGGGUAUAGGGAAGCGCAUGGCAGAGAAGAUCAAAGAGAUCCUGGAAAGUGGGAACCUUCGCAAACUUGAUCACAUUGGAGAAAGCGUGCCAGUGCUGGAGCUCUUCACCAACAUCUGGGGGGUCGGAUCCAAGACUGCCCAGAUGUGGUAUCAGCAGGGUUUUCGCACUCUGGAAGACAUCCGCACCAAAGCCACUCUUACAAGCCAGCAGGUGAUUGGACUGAAGCACUAUGAUGACUUCCUGGAUAGAAUGCCAAGGGAGGAGGCUGCUGAGAUUGAGAAAACGGUGAAGGAAGCGGCUCUGUCUUUGAACCCGGGGCUGCUGGCGGUGGCGUGCGGCUCCUACCGAAGAGGGAAACCCACCUGUGGAGAUGUAGACAUUCUCAUCACUCACCCAGAUGGGAAAUCCCACAAGGGCAUCUUCAGUAAAAUACUGCACAUCCUCCAUCAAAGUGGCUUUCUGACAGAUGAUCUGGUCAGCCAUGAGGAGAAUGGGGAACAGAAGAAGUACCUGGGGGUGUGCCGUCUGCCAGGCCCCGAGUCCUGCCACCGUCGACUGGACAUCAUUGUGGUGCCUUACAGUGAGUUUGCCUGCGCCAUCUUGUACUUCACUGGCUCGGCUCACUUCAACCGCUCCAUGAGGGCUCUGGCCAAAACGAAGAACAUGAGCCUGUCGGAGCAUUCACUCAACAAGGAUGUGCUGCGACAGGGCAGCCUGAAGGUGAGCACAGGCGCCCCCCUUCCCACGCCCACAGAGAAGGAUGUCUUCAGGCACCUGGGUCUGCCCUACAGGGAGCCACAGGACAGAGACUGGUGAGGGCCCUCUGUACAGGUCUGUGUAAAGACGUGCGCAUUACUGCUUUGAGGAAGAGCUGCUAGAAUCCAAGGUCUCAGCUGUGACUUGUGACAGGUUGGGAGGAGUUCUAUGAAAUUAAAAAGAGUCAUUUUAUUUGCUGGACAUACUUAAACGUAAAUGAAUGUCAGUGAGUUUUCCUCAAAUUGGUUCUUAGAGAAGAAUGUGAAGGUAGACCGUUGAAUAAUGUGCACAGUAAAACUGUAGCAGGAGCCUUGAGACUGGUUUUAACUUGAUCUUUUAGACCGUGAAUGAAGUCCUUUUAAGCCACUGAGAUAACCCUCCAGAACGUAACAGGGACUAAAAUAAUUUCCUGAUUUUACAAACCUUUCUGUAGAGCUAAUGAAAGAUAUCAUAACUGAUUUUAACAUAUUUUUCCCGUAUAAUGUAUUUAGUACUUUUUAUUUAUAGCUUCAUCUGUCCCCUAUGAAUUGUUGGGGGCUUAAACUGGAUCAAAUAUAUUUUUUCUGGAUUUAUAAUGAGGCUUAUUAUGCAAAGCCACAUCCAUGCAGAUAAUAAAAUAUGAAUAUUAUUGCCUUUACAUGUGUUGGAUUUGGACUGUAUGCUGCACAUUGUUGGUGGUGGAGGGCAGUCCCCAUUACCUGUAAAGCGCUUUGAGUGGAGUGUCCAGAAAAGCGCUAUAUAAGUGUAAGCAAUUAAUUAAAGUAAAUAAAACCUGUUCUAAAAUAAAUCAUAAAGCGUCCUUUAAAUUAGAUUAAGAAAAGUAUAUCCAAGAGCGAGAUUUUUAACUUGCAAGUUUAAAGAGUUAUGGUUGUAUUAUAAAGAAAUCGUAAUUUUCACAAAACUGAAACUACAGUCCACAACUGGCGAAAUACGAAGUUGUGUAAAUGGUGGAAUUGCGCGCCAUCGUGUGGCUGCAAAAUAAAUCCGAAUUUUGAAUCUCUCGUGAUCUACUCGAGAGUUCCGUGUGGUAUUUCGGAAAUAUGCGCUAUGCAUUGAGCAAGAUGCAUAAAAAAUAUUAAAAUGUGGAGGAGCGGACUCUUCAUACCAAAUAUAAAUAAAUAAAAACUGUUUUUAAAAUGUAAAUUGAAUGUGUAUUAGUAGGUAUAGAAAAUGGGGUUUCAAUUUCCACUGUAAUAUACAAACCACAAAAUAAAAGAUUGAAACAA